UGUUUGCUUUUGCGAGAUGGCACUAGCUUGCACGCGUGGCUUAUGCGAAGGAGCACGCGGCUGCGGGGCAGUGGCGGGGGGCGCCACGGACAGUGACACCCACGCGCGCCACGCGGAGCAUGGGGGCAGAAGGAAGAGAACCCGGCGCAGGCCGGAAGACAGCAUACCUGAUGGGCGCUGACCAUGAGUAGCAGCAAACGGCUGCACGGAGAAGUGGGCCCGCCACGCGUCAGAGAAGCCGAGAGGACCACACCAGAAUUGGGGAGCAGAGCGGCGCUGGCAGAGAUCCAGCGACGGGGCAGGUGUACGCCGCGGUCUGGUGACCUGCGAGGCGCGGUGGAAGGGGGGGGGGCGGGCAGAGUACUAAUGCGCCGCGGCUGCGCUGCAGCGAGCACGGCCAACCUGGGCGGCCGGCGCGUGGGCGAAAGGCACACGACCGAGAGCGGGGAGGGCCACGCCACCAUUGGGGGAGCGGCGCGGAGCUGGGAAGGGCCCGGCGAGUGAGGCAGGUGGGUGCCGAGAUCUGGUGACCUUCGAGAGGGUGUGCGCUCUGCGUGUGAGAGCGAGCGGCGCGAAGCGCACGGAAAAAUAGAGCCUGCGCGAAACCGAGGCGCCCUAAACUACAGCCCCUUUCGGGAGUGGCUGCGCGCUGACGGAUCCGGCACGCGCAGGCAUCGGGGGGGGCGAACGUCCGUCGGAGGCGGGGAGAGGCGGCGCGUGCCGCCCCUCUGCCUCGUGGGUGAUGCCGGCGUGGGAGUGCUGCUGGA
This is a messenger RNA of Prorocentrum cordatum, 767 nucleotides long. The record is from the annotation of a GenBank genome assembly. Lineage: Eukaryota; Dinophyceae; Prorocentrales; Prorocentraceae.